UUUUGGUCCAUUUUAGUUUGCAUUAGUCUUAUUUUUGUCUUUAAAAUUUUCUAUAUAUCAAUCCCCUGCUGGAUUUGGUCAACAACCCUCUACAGUAGUUUUCCAUUUUAUGUGGCCCAGAGGCCUACCAAAUCACUUGCACCCUAGUAGUUGGCAUUAAAAUAUCUUGCCUAAAAUUCAGGAGGUAGUACAAGAUUACAGCAGCAACCACAGGCAGCCCAAUCCUCCAUUAACGUGUGCAAUUUCCUUUUGAAACCAUCCAAAUUGGUCGAUACCACAUCUGACGGCAGCAAUUUAUAGCUUAAUUACAUUUUUCAAACCAUGCAUGAUUUUAUACACCUCAGUCCCAUCUCCCCACACUCACUUUCCUAUCAGGCUAAUAAAGCUUCCCCAGUUGUUUAAUCCGAGAAUGGGAAAGCCUUCAAACUUAUUGCAGAUGUGGGGAUCGUGCGUGGAACCAUAAUGCCCGGUCGGCAGAGUACAAUGCUCGUGUACGUUUUACAUUAUGUAGCUAGCUAUCAGUGGAAAAUGUCUUUAAUUUUAUGUGCGCGCGCACCCAUACGCUCUCACGCACACCAGCGUCGGCCCCUUGGAAUCCGGGAGUCGGGGCAUCCCUAACCACGCCGGGCCAGCCCGAAAGAGUGGGCCAGCCUUGGAAUGCUGGCCGGCUGCAAAACUCAACUGAUGGCGUCGUGGAACCGCGUUCUGACGACAAUCUAGAGCAGACUCCAGGCGCCUCCGUUCUUCCGCAGCUUCCGCAUUCUUUUCGUCGCCGCUGGAAAUCCUGGUCCGACGGCUGCUUUCCUGGAACCAAAUUCCUGCAGACGACGGCGUUCUUCUUGCUCGGAUGCCGGUGGCUUCCCCCCGCCUUGCGGAGCCCCCGUUUCCUUCCGCACGGAGGAGGCGCCUGGUGACACCCCAGGGCCACACGGGUGCGCGGCGCCGGGGGCGGAUCCCCCUCUGUUUGGGAAGGGAAGGGAAACCUUGGCGCGCUCCGCCUCCAGCUCCACCCGCGCGAGGCCGAGUGACUUUUCAGCCCGGCACGGAGCCCUGGGUGCGUUUCUCGUCGUAGGUUCCCGGUGGCCGCUGACGCGCUAAGCGUGAUGCCGAGGCGGCUCUCUGGAGCCGGGCCGCGGCACCUAAUGCCGCCCGCUUGCAUCGCCCGUGUGGCCGCCUUCCUGCUGCUGGUGCCGGUGCCCGGGGCGCGGAGCCUCGGCCUCUACUCGCCCGAUGACCCGCUGGUGCUGCUGGCGGCGGAUACGUUGGAACGCCACAUCUUCAAUUCCACCAGCGCGUGGGUGGUCGAGUUUUACGCCUCCUGGUGCGGCCACUGCAAAGCCUUUGCGCCCACUUGGAAGGCGCUGGCCAACGACGUGAAGGACUGGAGACCUGCUGUGAUGCUGGGAGUGAUAGACUGUGCUGAUUUUUCCAAUAAGAACAUCUGCUAUAAGUUUGGAAUAAACAGCUACCCUACUUUAAAGUUUUUCAAGACAUUCUCCAAGAAUCCUGAGGAUGGUAUACAAUUCAGCAAUCAUGAAAAAACCGUCCAGGCCCUAAGAGAGACCAUAAUCACCUCAGUGGAGCGUCAAGAAGACGUGCGGCCUUCUGCCAGCCCACCGUUGCGGCCAGCAAGCAUGGGAGAACUUCGUGACUUCUUUCUGAGAAACAACGUGACUUAUUUGGCCGUGAUAUUUGAAAAGGAUGACUCCUUUUUGAGCAGAGAGGUAGCAUUGGAUAUGCUUCAGUUUGAGAACAUUGCAGUAAGGCGAGUCCUGCAGAGCAAUGAAGAGCUAGUGAGACAGUUCAACAUCACUACCUUCCCAUCUGGCCUCCUCGUGAUCAACAAUGGUUCUUGCAGCAGCAUCCCUGGGCAUGCUGAUUGGAGAUCCCAGUAUACUAAAUUCCUGCGGAACUUACCUGGGGUGUUUAGAGGAAAUGUUUUCAUACCAACGGUGCUACCCACUGCACAGCCAACAACAGCCCUUGCAUUAUGGAAGGUGGUAGACAAGAGAAAAUUAUACAUGGCUGAUUUAGAAUCUGCAGUGCUUUUCACCCUAAGGAUAGAGGCUGCAGUAUUCCCCUACCUUAGGGGACAGCGACUCUCUGCUUUGAAGGACUAUGUGUCUGUUUUGGUCGAGCAUUUUGCUGGGCGGUCGGUAGUCAAGAAUUACCUUCGCAACCUGGAUUUGUGGCUGAGACCAAAGAAAAAAGUUUUGCAGAGUGAGUGGGAGGAAGCUCUAAGGAAUAAAAAGGAGUUUCCAAAUGCCACAUUAUCUGAGAGACCUUUCUGGGUAGGAUGUCAAGGAAGCACACCUAAUUUCCGAGGCUUUCCGUGUGGACUCUGGACUCUCUUUCAUCACCUGACUGUGCAGGCAGCAUGUCAAAACCAGUCUGUUUCUGCUUCCUCAGAUACACCUGAAGUCCUUCCUACAAUGAGAAGAUACGUCCGCUAUUUCUUUGGCUGCAGGAUGUGUGCAGAACACUUUGAAAACAUGGCAGCUGAGUCUAUGCAUGAAGUGCGGACCAGAAAUCAGGCUGUCCUGUGGCUUUGGUCAAGGCAUAACAGAGUUAAUGCUCGCUUAGCAGGUACACCAAGUGAUGAUCCCAAAUUUCCCAAGAUCCAGUGGCCUCCCAAAGACUUGUGUCCAUCAUGCCGUUAUACCCAAACUGAAGGGUCUUUGCGGAAUGAAGAAAAGCCUACGUGGGAUAAGGAUGCUGUCCUGCUGUUUCUCAAAAGGCACUUUUCUGAAAAAAAUAUUUUCAUGGAAUAUUUCAUGGAGCAUCGAACAAGGAAUGGUCGAAAUGUUGCUCAGCAAAAUUAUGAAGCUGAGUGGAAGCUAGAAGCGGAAAGAAGAGGAGAAGAGAAUGGCCAAGGCAGUCAAAAGGAACUAGAGGAAGACAAGAAGACAGAACAGCCAGAGAUUGGGAAAGUGGAAGAAAAGAAAUAUGCCUUGGGAAAACCUGGUUCUCCAGAGCCGCAUAAACCAAGUAUUGUCAAGAUGAGCACAAAGGCAAAAGAAAUGGUGGAAGAUAUUGUUGAUCUUGAUACAUUUAGCGAGCAGCAUUUUAAGAGCAAAGCCUUGAAGAUGGCAAGGCAGAUUAGCAUCAGACAGAGGCGGAGUAAGAGGGACACUGGGCUGUUCCUAAUGGAGAAUGAGGGCCGCCACUCACUUGAUUAUAUUAGAGAGUCCCUGAGGCAUAAGAACUUGGGAGUCCAGUUCUCUGGCAUACAAGUGGAAGACGUCAAAAAGAAGAAUUCUUUGAGGGAAAACCAGUGGAUCCACAUCCUGGGAAUGGGUUUCUCCCGAUUGGAUGUUAGCUUGUGUAUUCUCUUGUACUUGCUUUCUUCUGUGUGCCUGUUGGGCAUGUACACCUUCUUCCGCAUGCGCAUGAGUUACCGCAAGGGCCGGUCAGGCUACCCAUUGACCUGAAAUUGAAGCAGAAUUGCAGCAGCCAGUGGGUAAUGGAAGGGUUGUGUGCAUAUCAGCUUGUUGUGGUGAUUUCUCACUAAACUAACAAUUCCUAUCCUGAAUAUACACAGAUACAAAAAUACACAGAUAUGUCAGUUGUGAAGGGUGCAGAUUGGUGGAGUAUGCUAUUGGACCUUCUAAAAUGCAUGGAAAUUGCUACUUCUAUGUAUGAAAGAUUAUCUAGCAAAAGGACAGGCCUGUUUUGUCACAGUUGCUACAUAAUUAGUAUAUAUUUGUACCAGAAUAAAAUAGUUGAGUUUAGUGCCAAAAGGGGAGUGGGUUCAUAUUUCAGAGUAUAUGGUGACAGGUUGAUUGUCUGAGGAAUCAGGGGACUCUAAAAUGUUUUGGCUUUUGUGGGGGGGAGGAUUAGUUAGCUGAAAGGAUUUAGAUCUUCUUAGAUAAAUGUAGUAGGGUCCUCUUCAACAAUCAGAGCAUAACACAACUACUUUUUUUUUUUUUUUU
Python bivittatus (Burmese python) is the source of this 3932-nucleotide messenger RNA. It is a transcript of the gene QSOX1, whose product is annotated as quiescin sulfhydryl oxidase 1. Gene Ontology annotation, biological process: protein folding. Gene Ontology annotation, molecular function: protein disulfide isomerase activity; flavin-dependent sulfhydryl oxidase activity. Lineage: Eukaryota; Metazoa; Chordata; Lepidosauria; Squamata; Pythonidae. The record is from RefSeq and is a predicted model, not a curated record. Gene Ontology annotation, cellular component: Golgi membrane.